Messenger RNA from Humulus lupulus (European hop), 790 nucleotides. RefSeq names its product LOB domain-containing protein 21-like. The record is from RefSeq and is a predicted model, not a curated record. The transcript has a single exon. Lineage: Eukaryota; Viridiplantae; Streptophyta; Magnoliopsida; Rosales; Cannabaceae. Bases 105 to 713 code for a protein of 202 amino acids.
AUAAAGUAAUUAAAGUAUAACAAAUGAAAAAGAUAGUCAAUAUAAAUAAACACGUCCGGAGAAACUAGUAGCAAGAUAAUUGCGAGUGAUAUGAUCAGGAGAGCAUGAAGGGUGGACAUGAGCCCCGGGCAAGCUCCUCCUGCGCCGCUUGCAAGUUCUUGAAGCGAAGAUGCACCCCAACAUGCAUCUUCGCGCCCUAUUUUCGGUCCGACGAGCCUAAGAAGUUCGCCAAAGUACACAAAGUGUUUGGAGCUAGCAAUGUGAGCAAGAUCCUGAUCGAAGUCCCUGAGGAGCAGCGUGAGGACACCGUCAAUUCUCUCGCGUAUGAGGCCGAGGCAAGGCUACGGGACCCCGUUUACGGUUGCAUUGGCGCCAUAGCUUUGCUCCAAAGAAAGAUGGCCGAGCUCCAGCAUGAUCUAGCCUUUGCCAGAGCUCGUCUAGCUCGCUUUGCAGCCCAUUCUUCUUCCUCCUCCUCCUCCUCCUCCUCAUCCUAUUCUUCUUCCUCUUCCUCCUUUUCUUAUGGUGCUAUUUUGGAUGGCAGGCUUAUUACCGAGGCUGCUGCUUUUAGUGGUCUCCCUUCUGCUAAUUGCGCUGGAUUGAGUAGUGGUCUUAUAACUACUGAUCAUCAAGCUUUAAAUAGCCAAAGUUCGUUUGAAUUUUGCCAGAAUAAUUCAGUUUAUCAUGAUUUCAGCUUUGUCCCGUAUAUACUAUAAUGAGUUUGUGACAUAUAUAUAAUAUGAAUCAUGAUCAUCUUCAAUUAUCUAUAUAUAUAGUUUUAUAUGUGGAUGAA